UGCACCGGGAGAGCUCAGACCCUCGCGGUUUCUCUUGGUUUUGUGCUAGAGGAGAUUUCUGUGCUGCUGAAUCGCUUUAGAGGUGUUGCAUCCAUUUUCCUUUCAUCCCCAGAAAGACGGGAGCGACGCCAAUGUGAGCAUGGCUGUGACCGUGGAAGAAGCUCCGUGGAUGGGCUGGGUCGUCGCGAAAGCCCUGAUGAGAUUUGCCUUCAUGGUCGCCAACAACCUGGUUGCUAUUCCAUCCUACAUCUGCUAUGUAAUUAUACUACAGCCCCUCCGAGUGCUGGACAGUAAGCGUUUCUGGUAUAUCGAGGGACUCAUGUACAAAUGGCUUUUAGGAAUGGUGGCGUCCUGGGGAUGGUACGCUGGAUACACAGUGAUGGAAUGGGGGGAAGAUAUUAAAGCAAUUUCUAAUGAUGAAGCAGUGAUGUUGGUGAACCACCAGGCAACUGGAGAUGUGUGUACCUUGAUGAUGUGCCUACAAGACAAAGGACCGGUUGUCGCUCAGAUGAUGUGGCUGAUGGAUCAUAUUUUCAAGUACACAAACUUUGGGAUUGUUUCUCUGAUUCAUGGGGACUUUUUUAUAAGGCAGGGAAAAUCCUAUCGUGACCAACAGUUGCUGGUUCUCAAGAAGCACCUAGAACAUAAUUACAGGAGCAGGGAUCGAAAAUGGAUCGUUUUGUUUCCUGAAGGGGGCUUCCUCCGGAAGAGGAGAGAAACAAGCCAGGCAUUUGCCCAGAAGAAUAACUUGCCGUUUCUUACACAUGUCACUUUGCCAAGGUUUGGGGCAACAAGCAUCAUCCUGAAUGCACUUGUAGCACGGCAGGAAAACGGAAGCCCAGCAGGAGGAGAUGCUAAAGGCUUAGAAUGCAAAUCAAGAGGCCUCCAGUGGAUAAUAGAUGCAACCAUAGCUUAUCCCAAUGCUGAGCCAAUAGAUAUUCAGACCUGGAUCCUUGGAUACAGGAAGCCAACAGUCACUCAUGUUCACUACAGGAUUUUUCCAAUUAAAGAUGUGCCCUUGGAGACGGAUGACCUCGCCAGUUGGCUCUAUCAGCGGUUUAUCGAGAAGGAGGACCUCUUGUCACAUUUCUACAGAACAGGGGCCUUUCCUCCUGCCCAGGGCCAGAAGGAAGCUGUUUCCAGGGAGAUGACCCUCAGCAACAUGUGGAUAUUCCUCAUUCAGUCCUUCGCAUUUUUGUCAGGCUAUCUGUGGUACCACAUCAUUCAGUACUUUUACCAUUGCCUAUUUUAGGAACUGAUUUGGACUUGUCACAUAGGAGGAGUUCAGACUUCAUACAUGUGCUUUAUUUUACAUGUGCAAAUCUAAAUAUACAAAUCAAAAUAUAUAAAAUGCAAAGGAAAUUCAAAUGGAUGGAUUAAUGUUUAUCCCCCUUUGGGAUAUUUUAAAAUUCUACUACAAUGAGGAUCAGUAAUACAAUGAAGUGCUAAUGUAUUUUAAGAACUUUUUAUGUUUUAAGGAGAUACACUCUACCGUACGUUUAUGCAAGCAUCACACUGGGAGAAGAGGAAAUCAUAAAAUCAUCCUAGAAGACUUCGAAAGAAACUAUUGCCACCAGAUGCCCUUGGUCAUGCCCCUGUUCAGUGUUAAUGUGUCCACCCAUCCUGCUGAGGCACUGGAGCCUGGAGAGCUGGUGGGCAAGUCCUGAGGACUCGUCAGUCACCUUCUCUAACAAGCUGCAGCCUCAGUCCUGGCUGAGGAGCAGCACUGGCCUUCUGUGGGAGCAGUGUCCCUGGGAAGGCUAGCUCAGCCCAGCACCAUGCUAACGUGUGCUAGUGUUUGCCUCUGUCAGGGAAGGGGAGCACCACUUUCUCUUCUGUAUAGAAGGCACAUCAUAGAGUGAUAAUUGUAUUUUACAAAAUGCACUUUUAUCAGUUGCAAAUAUAACAAAGGAUAGUAACAUAGCCUGAAACAAAGGGAAACCUCAUCGUGAGCAGGCCCUCUGGAGGCUUUCCUGUCUUCGUGCUUGCCCAUGAUGCACUCCAGCACCACCUUCAUUGGUCACCUCCCUGACCCCACUCCCCUAUUGGUAGCUGGAUCUCCCCUCCCCCAAUUUUGACAUAGUAGCACCAAAUGUAUUUGGGGGCAGUUAAAGCAAAUUAAUGCAAGCAUUUAAAUGACCAGUUUAAGGGAAGUAGACUAGCAUAUUAGGAAAUGAAACGUAGAACCAGACAUUGGCUUGCAGUAUUGACAGGGCCUCCUGGGGUCCCCAGAGUCUGUGCAGACAUCAGUGUGUUCUGUCAUGUCAAGCGGCUGUUCUUCUCAGGGUAGCAGGACCAGGAGACAGCAGCUCAGGACACUUACCAGUCUCUUCCAGUUGUUUUUGAAGAGGGCAGAGUCAAGCAAGUUUCUGUCAUUGUGUUCCUGUGAUUUACCUCACAGGAGAACCAGACUUUGCAAAAAGUACAGACACUUUAUUGGUAUUGAGACAGAGGGUUUGGUUUAGGAUAAUAAAAUUUUUAAACCUGAAUAAGGCAGCAGGAGUUUCCUGUGGCAUAAACACUGUGGAGUUCCCUAUUGUGGCUAACAGCACAAAUAACAAUUCUGAGAAAUAGGCUGUAAAACAAAAGUAAGGACUAAUGUUUUCUGUUUUCAAAUAAACCAAAAAAAAAAAAAAGAGGAAAAGAUGCAGAUUCCCCCAUUUGUACGAGAAAGGCUGAACAACACCAAAUACAAGCACUUCAUCUUUAGCAAACCCAGAGGACGUGUGGAAGAGAAUGACAUGUUAGCUGGCAUACCUCACCAGCACCACACCACUGCUGUUACACUGCAGGAGACCUUUGGUGUGGGAGCAUCUGUUAUCAAGCAAAGCUGUUUGCUCUGGUUUACAGUGACAGUGAAUAGGUGAAGAAAGCCGUCUUCAUCUGGAAAUGAUGGGAAUCCAGAGAGAAGCUAUUCAGUGCUUCUAUUUGAGGCCCAGAAACACUGGAUGUAUUGAAUUGAGGCAUUAGUUGGCCAUCUGCGGGAGAAGUUGUUCACUAGCUAGCAGCCUAUUUCCUCAGUGCAAAGUAAGCCACAGACUGCAGUGGCCAGUUCCUAUAUGAGUCAGUAUAUCCAUCCAUACAUGCAGACAGAAUUGUGGCUCUGGCCCCCUUCUACCACUACAGUGCUCCAAAGGACGUGAUCUCUGAAUAUACUGUACAUGGUAAACUCACUCCCCUAAGAGGCAUCACUGUCAGAUGCAGUUUGAUAUUCAGUCUCUAGAGUGACAAAUAAUGAUAGAUCUGAGUAACUUUUGAUAAUGGACAUGAGCUGUAAAUAGAUACGUGUUUGAUCUGUCCUACACAUCUUCAGUUCUUUCAACAUGUCUUCUGUGUGCAAAACCUGUUUGAGAGUAUUGAUAGGGCUUCCUUAUCAGUAACUGGAGACCACCUGCUUGUACUAACUAGGGAAUGUGAAGAGAGAACAGGUAUUCUUUAUAACAGUCUGGGGAAAUCACAGUAUGCCACUGUAAAGAACGGAAUAAAAUUCCCCAUUUGAACUGUGUGUGUAAAGAAAGGAAGUUAAUGUCUCAAGUUAGGGGGAAAGUGAGUAAAGCCACACCAGUUUGUAAAGGCAUCCUUUAGGGUUACAGCUCUUUGGCCUCAGCUGGAGACAGGCUGGGCAACUUGCUGCUAGAGUCCUUGGACCACAGACAAGACCAAGCAACAACUCACCUCGCCCAGUUUCAGAAAUACAUGUAUGACUGAGCAGCCCAUGAGCAGUGGAAGCAAAGAAAAGCCAGAAUGGGAUGAAGCUUGAAUAGAUAAACUAGUUAGAUGAAAAUUUAAUAAAGCAUGAAACAAUAGCUGUGGAUUCAGAUCUGUCAUGUAUUAGUGUUUGGUAUUACAGCUCUUAAAUUCCUAUAGCAAAUAACUUGGGAUUGCUGAAUAAGUAGUCAAUUACAGGGUAGUUAAUUCAGUAUUAAGUCAUAGGAAGCCAAAAAAUAAUUUUUUUGUAGGAAUUUCAGGCAACCAGCAGGAAGAGAAAGCAAAGCCAGCAUAACCCGUGGGCUGGACAGGCAUCUCUGAACAAGACAGAGUUGGUGCAGUUGAAUUUGUCCCACCCAAUUGCAGCCUCUGAUGUGGUUGUCUGGAUCAGUGUUGGAAAUGCCACUUCAUCCAUGGCCUUGUGUAUGGCUCCCUUCUUAUUUGUCUUUGUGAUGUGUUUUGACAAUCGGUAAACACUGAAGACUCUUAUCAGCUUGGUCCUGGUUGUGGUCACAGAGAGUAGUCUCUGUCACGGGUCUUCUGUGUCCACUCGUGUUUGUUUGCAUUACUGAACAGGAGGAGUUAACUAAUGUUUUGUGGUUUUUCAUCCUUUUUAUGAAUUCACUGCACAACAGUGAACAGAGAAUUUUCCUCCAGAGUUACCAUUACAGAAAGUGUAUUCAGCUCUGUUCCACAAAGGGUGGAUGAUAAUGGUGUCUUCUAUGGGAUUUUUGCCCUGUGAGUGCUGUGAACCUUCUAGCUGCAGGCAGGAGAGUCAGAGGCGCUCUGGAUCACAGGUGUGCUAGUUCAUGUCAUGAUGGGUAGACACUGUUUGGGACCAAAACCACCUAAGUUGGAAAUUUCUGGAUCACAAAGGAGCCUGGCAUACUCUGAAGUAGUUAGUGGUUGGUGCUGUCUGACGGUCAUUUUGUACCAGCCCCCAGUAAUUACCAAGUGGGCUCUGAGAAGAAGCUGCAGGUUCCAGACUGUUGGGGGAGAAUGGCCAUAGUCAUGUAAGGUACAGUCUUGGGCUUUCUGCAGAAAUUCCAUCUGGGGAAUUUUUACAUUUAAUAUUUUUUUAAAACAGUCUAAAGAGCAAAAAAAAAUGUAUGUAUAUUAUAGUUGCAAAGUGUGCAGAUGCUUUGAAUGACUUUAUUUUUAUUGUGUAAAACUGUUGAACACUGCUGUGGUGCACAAAUUCUUUCCAUGUAAGGAGUCUGUGCAUUCUACAGUAACAUCUUAUGAUUGGGUAAUGAGACAGUUAUACAUUCAACUGCCAUUAUUUUUAUUAAGUGCUUUCACUUUCUUUGCAAUUAUUACAAAGUUGUAUUUAUUUUCUACAGAUGCAUUUUUGUUUUCAUAAUGCUAUAAUGUUUACUUCAGCUUGUUGAACUUUCUUUGUGAUCUGCUUGUCACAGUGUGUUUUAAGAAUGACAGUAAAGGCUGUGGCAACUGUAAUUCACUUCUGUAAAGGGCUGGUCACAUGUGGAUCUGGUUUCUGAAUGCAUUAGGGAUGAUUUUACCAGAUUACUCUUUAAGAAACUUAGAUAUUGUGAAUACCAAAAGAAGCAUUUUCUCAGCAAAAAUUAAUAGCUGGUUCUAUUUUUUUUAAUGUAGAGAAAAUAAAGUUGAUUCUUUUUUUCCAAAACAAUGCUUUUAAUUCUUAAUAGUGGGGAUGGGUAUCUGUGCUGUCUGGAGCUCCACAUUGUGAACCACUGGCGCUCGUGCCUGGAGCUCAGCAUUCAGUGGCUGGUGAGAAAACCAUCCACUUCCUUCCGGGACUGAAAAGAUUUGCCCAUCCCCAAGUCUUCUCAUUUGUUGCGUGAUGGUAAAUGUUUAGCAGUCCUCUCUCUUGGAGAAAAUUAUGUAUGUAAGUGCACAUACAUGUGUGAUAAAUUUUGCUUAUAACAGAUAUUUAAUGCAAUUAGCAAGUAAUAAAAUAUAAUUGAUUUUUA
Messenger RNA from Myodes glareolus (Bank vole), 5663 nucleotides. The record is from RefSeq and is a predicted model, not a curated record. NCBI's taxonomy places the organism in Eukaryota, Metazoa, Chordata, Mammalia, Rodentia, Cricetidae.